Molecule: messenger RNA, 4896 nt
Organism: Xenopus tropicalis (tropical clawed frog)
Lineage: Eukaryota; Metazoa; Chordata; Amphibia; Anura; Pipidae
Gene: topors
Product: topoisomerase I binding, arginine/serine-rich, E3 ubiquitin protein ligase
Exons: 2
Coding region: 135-3191 (1018 amino acids)
Biological process (GO): intrinsic apoptotic signaling pathway in response to DNA damage
Cellular component (GO): photoreceptor connecting cilium
Molecular function (GO): ubiquitin protein ligase activity; metal ion binding
Source: RefSeq, a predicted model, not a curated record
CCCUUCUCUGACUUUACAGUGUACCGGGCGGGGUGAGAGGGUAGAAUUGUGUAACACGAAUGGUAUCAAUGAAAGCAUUGCCUGGAAGUCCGGGGACUAUAUCGCGGGUUUGAGACCCGGCUUACGGUCACGCCAUGAGGGAGAAGAGAACCAAGCGGCGGAGGCCGGGAGCGAGGCAAGAAGCGAAUGACACGAUGAUGGCAUCAUCCUCUAACAAUUAUUCACUAGAUGGCAGCUUUUCACCCCAGGCUGGCACAAGCAAACUACAAAACCAUGGUACUGCAACAGAUGCUUCCCCAGACUCAAAGUGUCCAAUAUGUUUGGACAGGUUUGAUAAUGUGUCACAUCUUGAUCGAUGUCUGCACAGAUUUUGUUUCCGUUGCAUUCAAGAAUGGGCAAAAAACAAAGCUGAAUGCCCUCUAUGCAAACAGCCCUUUUACUCCAUUUUCCAUAGUGUCAAAGCAGAGGAUGAUUUUAAAGAAUAUGUCUUGAGGCCCACAAUGAAUGGUUCAUUUGCCAGUCCUGAUGGACAUAGAUUUCGUUAUCGCACAACUAUGAGUAGAGACAAUCAUGUAGCCAUUCGGACAUUAAGGUCUUCAAGCACUCAAAGGACAUUUUCACCUCCUGACAAUGGAAUUUUAUUUGAAGGGUUUUCAAAUCAGAAUUUACAUCAAAGAGGUGAAGAAAUCCACCAGAUGAUAAGAAGGCUAGCCUCCAGACGACAAGCCAGUGCAGAGGGUCGUUCUAUGAGGCAAAUUCAAGAGCAAGAACUCAUUAACUUCAGAAGAGCUUUGUACCGGUCUGGAAUACGUGUGAGAAACAUUCAGGAUGGCGGACGUUAUAGAGAUAUUUCUGCUGAGUUCUUCCGGCGUAACCCUGCUUGUCUUCAUCGGCUAGUACCAUGGUUGAAAAGAGAGUUGACUGUUCUCUUUGGUAGCCAUGGUUCCCUUGUUAACAUUGUACAGCAUAUUAUUAUGAGUAAUGUCACACGAUAUGAUAUGGAAAGUCAAGCAUUUGUUGAGGAUCUUCGUCCUUUUUUGCUUCACCGCACAGACCAUUUCAUACAUGAGUUUGUUAACUUUGCCCGAUGCCCUUACAAUAUUGAAGCAUAUGAUCAGCAUGCAAACUAUGAUUGUCCUGCUCCUUCAUAUGAGGAAGGAAGCCGUUCAGAGUCAUCUGUCAUCACAAUAUCGCCAGAUGAAGCAGAUACCAGAGAUCCAAUUAUUCCUUCUGCUGGUCCUGGUGUUGGCCAGACAGCUUGGGAUGAUGAGACCCCUGGUCCCUCUUAUUCCACACUUGAGCAAGCCUCAGUUGCUGUAUCCACUACACUAGAUAUCUCAGAAAGCUCAGACGAUGAGCCACCCAGCAUAAGACAGACUUCACAAGAAGUUUCCAACAGUGAACCCACAGAAAACCUGCAGGAUCAGUCCUUUCCAACUGAUGACUGUGUUAUAGUAGGGUAUGUUAAACCACUGGCAGAAAGAACUCCAGAAUUAGUUGAAUUGUCAUCCGACUCCGAGAGCUCAUUGAGUGAGGUUAAGACAGAAGAUGCCAAAAAGCCUACGAUUAAACCAUUUUUCCUAAGUGACAGUAGUGAAUUGAGCAGGUCAUCAUCAUCUUUGUACACACCUGCAAAAGAAAAACGUUCACGCAAAACCAAGGGAAAAACCACAUCUAGCAAACAUUCCCAUUCCAGGAAAAAAGAGAAGGGAAAAUGUCGACUUGAUUUAACUUCUAGAAAGGAUAAGGGGGAUUUGAACAGUAAUUAUGCUUUGUCCAGAUGGAGGGAUAGGUCAAGGAGUUCUGAUUGUUAUUCUCGUUCUUCUCGCAAUAAAAGCCACAACAGUCGAAGGAGGCAUUGCAGCAAAAAUAAUUUGAAACCCAGGAGUCCUGAAAAGAGCAGGCAUAAAAGUAGGAAAGGAAGGAAGAAAUCUAGUAGUAGGGAUCGAAGUCUGUCUUGGAGGAGUAGGACUGUGUCACUAACUAGUGAAAGCUCCAGAGAGAGAUGCGAGUCAAGCUCUAGAAGCCGAAAUCGAAGUAGGGGUAGGUCACGAAGUCAUGAUAGUGACAAUGAUUUUUCUUCCAACAACUAUCGCAGUUCUUAUCAAUGGGAAUAUACCUAUUACAGUCGAAAUCGGGAUAGAGAUGGCUAUGAACAGUCCUACAGGAGACGGACUUGUGGUCGAGGACGUUAUUCAAGACCCUCUGCUAGCCCAGAAUAUAAAAUUCAGUCUUACUCUGAAAAGAAAGAUACAAGAAAGGAGAGGGGAUACAUUGCUAGUAAACAAUAUCGCCGUGAGCGAUACAGGUCAAGGAGUCGCUCAAGCAGUCAGAUGAAUACAUCAGGGACUGAGCAUACCAGAUCUGACAAACCAAGUGGAAAAAGAAAAUACAAAACACACCAUUUGGAAAAGCAGGAAAGGGAAGGGAACAAUCGAGAAGUUCCUUCUGCCAAAGAAAAAGAGGGAGGUCUGCAAGCAGGCAAGACUUCUCUUGGCAAUCAUACUGGUAGUCUCAAAAAUGAUUUAAUGGGUUCAUCCUCUGAACCUAAGCAGAAGUUAAGAAAAAAGGCAAGAAGCCCAAGUGUGGAAAUAGUAUAUGAGGGCAAAGCAGUUGAAGGGGCAAAGCACCACAAAAAGAAGAAGAAAAAGAAGCACAAGAAAAAACGACGCAGGGAACACACUAAUUCUCCAGCUGCUUCUCCCAUCAUUAUCACCAUUGACAGUGACAGUGACACCCCAAUGGUGGAGGAUCUCCCAUGCAAUGACCACAGCUCCCUGGUACCUGAAAACAAAACUAGUAUUGACUCAACUAACUUCAUGCACAGCCAGUCGCCACCUACCUCGACCACAGUAAGUACCACAGAAGUACUAAGUGGAGAAAGGGCAGACUCUGAUUCCAAAGCCUCUGAUUUAUGUUCAAGUAACAGGCACUUAGAUGCUGCCACUGGAAUACUGGAUGGUUUACAUUUUGAUGAUAGCUCUGAUGAACAGAAUCUGCUCCCUGUACAAAGUCCUCCUAACAUACCGGAUCUCUGUGAAGUAGAACCUUUAGCAGCUGAGAGUUCCUUGCCAGAGUCUGAUCCUAUACUGGACAAUGUACCACCUACAUCAACUUCAGAAAUAUCUGAACUUCAUAAAAGCUUUGCUGAGAGUAUAUUUGACUUUGAUCUCUUAAACAAUGUAACAUAGCACCAGUUUCCUGUUAAGACUGUUGGACAGGAGACCGCUUCUUGUUUGGUUUAUUGGUACCAAAUUCUGGCUUAAUGAAGACAUCUCUGCUUUGAUCAUUUUCAUCUCAUUUAUUUUAAAUGUUGUGUAUUUGCUGGCAGUAAAGCAUAAUUUCCAAAGCAACAUUUUAAUUCCAGUAUCCCUUUACUGAUUAUUAAUUAGGAGUGCAUACUAAGUGCAUAAUUCAAUUAAAGGUCUUUACUAGAGUGCAAAAUUAAAUUAUUAAAAGUGGCACAUGGAGUAUGUGCUUCUCUCCGUGAUAUUCUAUGAACAUUGUUAAAGUGAUACUAACAAACACACUAGAAAAUUUUAAGUAAUGCAGUAGUGCCAUCUUCAGGACCUGGGGAUGGUGCAUUGUUUUGCUGUAUUGUUGGAGCUAGAGCAGCUAAAAAAAAAAAAAGGCAAACAGCCCUGAAGAACAAUGAUUUCCAGUGCUUAGUGAUGUUCUGGGACACCAGGUCCUGUGGACGACAUUAUUGCUUUGCUUAGAAUUCACAACUCACCAUCACUUUAAGCUUUAAAAAAACCCUCUUAUGGUUGAAUUGUUAACAAUAAAAAAAAAAAAAAAAACCUUAUAUCCACCAGAAGACUUACUCCCUCCCAUAGGUGCUAAAGUUCUCCAGUGCAGUAACUCCAAACAGCAAAUAAAACAAAUGUCUGGUUGGUUGCUAUAGUUUGAUGCACUAGUGCAUUUUAAGGGGGAUCUCCAGACAAAAACUUUCCUAUAUACAUUGUUUUUUUUAAUGGUUUUGAAGCUAUUUGUAAAUGUAUCUGCAAUGUAAAGCAGUUUUCUGUUUCUGAACAGCCAGACAUGACUGAUUUCAAAAGCAAAUAUAUUUACAAAUAAUAUGUUUUAGGCAACUCAUGCUUAAACACCUUAGUCCCCUGUCAGCUGUUUGUAAUAUUAAGUGACUCAAAUGACUAAAGUGAUCACCUUUGAGCCUGUCACUGCUACAGAUGUAUGUUUUUACUUUGCAGGAAUAGAAGUUGUUUAGAUCUGGCAGAAACUGUUGAGCUUCAAUCACCCCAAGGGAAGAUUUAUCAAAAUCCAAGAUAACCGCUCACCAAAGAAAAAUCCACCCACCUUCUAUUCAUUCCUAUGGGAUUUUUUCACCCAUAAAUACGCUUCUAAAAAUUUCAUAGGAAUGAAUAGAACGUAUGUGAGUUUUAAAAAGUGGGUCAGUUUUUUUUGUAGUGAGCUCUAAUUUUACACUGUUAAAUCUGCUCCAAAGAGUGAAGUUAGAGCUCGCCACAAUCUGUUAAAGUAAAAUUCCACCACAAACCUUCAUUUCUAUGUCAUUUUAAAAGACAUAUUUAUCAAAGGGUGAACUUUCAUUUAUUGAUAAAUACUAUUUUUAAAAAUCCCAUAGAAAUUAAUGGAGAAUGACAGUAUUUCACUUUAGUGGACUGUGGCAAGCUCUAACUUCACACUUUGAUAAAUAUACCCCAUUGGUUUGUUUUUCACAUGCUUUGGGUCUACCAGCAGAUGAAGAACAUGAACAAGGGUGAAUUUAUUUAGGGAUAAGUUACUCAACAACCCUGGCAUCAUUUUCUUAAUUGACUGGUUAGUUUCUUGGAGGUCUACACAAUAUAGACUACCAGCCUAGUUUAGUAGAAUGUUACUGCCCUUCCCAGUAUUUCCUUAUCAGGAGACAGUUAUGCAUAA